Penaeus indicus is the source of this 855-nucleotide messenger RNA. RefSeq names its product neurensin-1-like. NCBI's taxonomy places the organism in Eukaryota, Metazoa, Arthropoda, Malacostraca, Decapoda, Penaeidae. The transcript has 4 exons. Gene Ontology annotation, biological process: nervous system development. Bases 1 to 855 code for a protein of 284 amino acids. The record is from RefSeq and is a predicted model, not a curated record. Gene Ontology annotation, cellular component: neuron projection; transport vesicle; neuronal cell body.
AUGGAAGACAGCGAAGCGGAGGCGGCCGAGACGGAGCCUCUGGUGCGUCACGGACAUCCAGCGGCGGGAGUUGGCGGGGGCGCGGUCGUGGGGGGCGCUGGUGACGGCGCUGGGGCGAGGAGGAGCGGCGGCGGCGGCGGCGGCGGCGGAGGCGGCGGGGGCCUGCGCUCGCCUGCGCGCCACUACACGGACUCGAAGCCGCGGCUGUCGCUCGUGCCCGAGACGAGCGAGCGGAGCAGCGAGGAGGAGCCCAACGAAGACAAUAACAACACCAAGUUCGACGAAUCGCCCACACCCUUCUGCCCCUUCUUCGGCGUCAAGAACUACCUCCACCACUUCUACGAGAAGCCGGACGUCGUCAACGCGAGCUUGUACGAGGACCUGGCGCCGGGUGAGCAGGUGUUCCUGGUGAAGCAAACUGAGGGUGGCUGCUCCUCCUCGGUGUUUCGGCUCUCCCUCAUACUCGGAGGCCUCCUGCUCCUCCUCGGGGUCGUCGCCUUCAUCAUCGCCGCCUGCGCCGCCCGCAGGACCAUCUACGUCAGUCAGAACGGGGAGGUGUCCAUCGUCGACCACAUGGCCUCCUCGCACAACGCGCAGAUCGACGCCCUCCUGCUGGUGGGUCUCGUUGCCGUCACGCUGGGCUCCACCGUGGUUGCCGCGGCACUCAUCUCCCGCACCUUCUGCUCCAGGCCCGAAGAACCUCCCUACCCUUUUCGACAAGGCCAGUAUGUGCUGGAGCCGCCCCUCACCCCGACGGACAAAAAGGUACCUGUGACGGAGCGCCUGACGCAGGUGCAGCCGACCUGGGUCAUCCCGGGCUACUCCAGCGUCCGAGGCAUCAUGCCACUUCCUUGA